Exophiala bonariae is the source of this 2544-nucleotide messenger RNA. RefSeq lists its product as uncharacterized. Gene Ontology annotation, molecular function: catalytic activity. NCBI's taxonomy places the organism in Eukaryota, Fungi, Ascomycota, Eurotiomycetes, Chaetothyriales, Herpotrichiellaceae. The record is from RefSeq and is a predicted model, not a curated record. The coding region runs from base 1 to 2544 and encodes 847 amino acids. Gene Ontology annotation, biological process: nucleoside metabolic process. The transcript has a single exon.
AUGGAUGCUCAUGAAAAUUUUACCAUUGGCAUCAUCUGCCCUUUGGGAAAAGAACUACAUGCGGUCAUAGCGAGCUUUGACGGUGGAUACACAGCGGAACGUGACGAGGGCAGGAACACGACAUAUUAUCAUGGAAAGCUAGCUGAUAAAGACGUCGUUGCUGUAUGUCUACCAGAAGGACAUGAUGGCCUUACGACCACAGUCACCUACGCUGAACGUCUACAACAGCGAUACCCGUGUCUAAGAAUCCGAUUCUUGACUGGCAUCGCGGGCGGUGUUCCUGGUGGCGAAAUUGAUGUCAGGCUAGGCGAUGUUGUUGUCGCUACUCAGACUGUGAAUUAUCGUAAGGGUCGAUUGGAGAGAAACAAUAAUCUUUGUUGUACCGCGCAUCGACGUAACGCCCCUAAACAACUUCUUGACCACCUUAGUGAUCCAAUUUUGGACGCGCAGCUGAACGGCGAGCACCUUGCGGAAAUCUUACGUGGCAUGAGAGCCAAAUCUCAAGAUGCUCACGCUAAUCAGGACGAGAAUCAUCGGUGGUCGCGACCCUCUACGGAGUAUGAUCUUCUCUUCAAGCACGAUUACAAUCACGCAGACGCAGAAGCGAAAAAUUGUCAAGACUGCGAGAGGGACAACCUGUUCAUUCGCAGUUCUAGAGCUAGAGCGCUUCCCCAAGUACACAAAGGCUUAAUAGCAUCUGGCGAUGUUGUAUUGAAAGACGGAUGCACUCGCAACAAGCUCAAAGAUGAUUUCAAUGGGGUCAUAGCCGUUGACAUGGAAGCUAGCGCUCUGAAUGAGCAUGGAUACAUCGUUGUUCGAGGGAUAUGCGACUAUGCGGACACGCACAAGAAUGACAUCUGGCAAAACUAUGCUGCUGCGGUAGCGGCAGCAUGUACACGAGUCUUAGCACUAUCUUUGAGCUCAAGAGACAGCUCCGUGCCAAGGCUGUCUCGGCUUUCACAAAUCCCAAUUCCCCCUGAGAUACCAGCAGUCCCUAGAAACCAUGUCGGAAUCACCUGGUCUCCAGUGUCCUCAGAGACGGCUUUAACGACUGGGAGGGUGCGACCUUUCCCUCUGAACGGUCCUGCACAAACUGUCGAAGUCUGUUCCUGCUUUCUAUCGAGUGUGGGAAUUAAGAAGCGCAAUGCUGACGGUGUAGGGAGACACAUUGAGGCAGCGCUUGGCGAAUCCGAAGUCACAUUAUGGCGCUGUGGAGGCCCCGAGUUCCAACAGAUGUACUGGCGCCUCCAAAUUGCCCCAGCGACCUCGAAUCAGGAUGAGACAACGUAUUUAUGGCUCCCUUUAGCAGACAUACUCGUCAAGCUCACUGGCACGUUGCUUACUUUGCAGUUCUCAGAUUGCAACCAGCUUGGCUGGAUGAAUGAAUACGGCACACUCCAAGGCAGAAAUCAGUAUACUCCGAUUUACAACUCAGAGCAUCCUAACGUAGAAGUCAGAUUGCUCUUUAGCGACGAGGACGCCGCCAAAGGCUUCUCCGAGAAGCUCCUCGACCUACGCAAUGCUUUUAGGGUUGAUCUUAACCCGAUUCAGCAGCUGGGGGCAUCAGACAGCCAGAUUGUUUGGCUCUACGAAUUAGAAAGUUCAAGCUUCGAGCCCUUCGUCCCACUAUUGUUGGCCAUCAUGCAAGAGCAUGAGUUUGAAGGACUGAAAUAUCACAGGCUUGUUCUUCGAUAUAUCAAAGAUCACUUCAAUUUCGAGCUAAGGGCAAAUUCAAAUCCAGAACAAACAGAAGUCAGCAUACACCAUUGCCAUGAGAUAAUAUACCACGCUACACCCUAUGUCUCUGCAUAUUGGCCUCCUGACAUGGUCCUUAAAAAUGUCGAGGGCUGUCCAACAAGAAUCGAAUUAGGGUGCAAGUCGGGAAGUCACACACUAUCACUCACUCUGCCGAGCGAUGGCGGGUAUGAUCGGACUAGGUUUAUGAAUAAUCUGGUACCAGGCGAGUGGAGGCUUUUGCGCCCUGGUUUCACGGUACAAUUCCGAUCUUUCUCCAGGUCACGAUUCAGAAAUCCAGUCCAGGGUUAUGAGACAUGUGAACUCAUGAUCUGGCGAUUGGGGCCUCAGGGUCUGAUCCUGCUUCGCACAACAAGAUCAUCAAAUUCGCAAUGGCUCUCAUCCGCCCUGACGACUGGUGGAAUCCAAGUUCUGAGCUCAAGCGAUACUGGAUCACUGCCUUGCAACUCUCCAACUCUCCGAGUCAACUCUGUCAAAUGUAUCAUCACUUUAUCGAACGCAAGACACUGCAGAGGUGAUUUCUUACUUCGCAGAAAUACUGGGCUUCAGGUUGCAACAUUUGAACGAUCGAGAAACAUGGAUAGCAGAAAAGAAGCAACAGUUGUUAACUGGGCUCAGCUGGAACAAGAAUACAAAUUCCACAACCCAGAGAGUAUGCAAGUCUUUCGAACCUUGCUGGAACCGUUCUUGUUCUAUCGAGGGCCGAUCCGUGGAAGAAGAGCAAAUUCGGCGGAUGUCGCGGCGAUCGAAAGGCUGCAACAGACGCCGAGAAACAAUUCAAUGCCAUAA